Molecule: messenger RNA, 3624 nt
Organism: Syngnathoides biaculeatus (alligator pipefish)
Lineage: Eukaryota; Metazoa; Chordata; Actinopteri; Syngnathiformes; Syngnathidae
Product: TRAF3-interacting protein 1-like
Exons: 13
Coding region: 1109-2659 (516 amino acids)
Biological process (GO): regulation of microtubule cytoskeleton organization; intraciliary transport; cilium assembly
Cellular component (GO): ciliary basal body; centrosome; intraciliary transport particle B
Molecular function (GO): microtubule binding
Source: RefSeq, a predicted model, not a curated record
UCCGACACCUUGCUCAUUGCUGCUGUCAGUAUGGCUGGAGCAUAUUUUUAGUUCAUCCAUGGAUGAAAGCAACGAUACCAUCAGCCUACAUUUGCAUGUUAAUAUUUGGACAAACUAAUUUAUAUACACACAGUACUAGAAACCAAAUCGGACACUUGAAAAUUCCCUGCUAGGCAACUUGCAAAUGGAAAACAUUUAUUGCCCACUCUUUUACAGUGUUUAAUAUUAUUAUUAACUACCACAAGUUCACUUCUCAACAUGUUGCAAAUUUAUGUAUGGUCUGUGCUUCCAAGCAGCAAACACCGUGGCCAGAUCACCUUAAAUAAUCUGGCUGCUACACGAGAAAAGACCAGCUGAGCCAUCUAGUUUUACGACACAUUCUAUUAAAAUGUUGAGCACUUUAAAUGUUAAUUUAUUAUGCUUGCAUCAUGUUCAUGUUUUCACAAAAGGAAAACAAUUCCCCAAGAGGAAGCACUUAUGAUUUGUUCAAGUAAUGUAUCAGUAUCAUUGUGGUGGUUGAUGCAAGUUAAUGUUUGGAAAGAAGUUCCAAAGCUUUUUUUGGUAUCAGGAGAGGAAAAAGUUGCGAAACGUUUUGGCAUCAGGAGAAAUAAAGUUUUUUUUUCUAUAAACAAUCGGUUUUAAAAAAAUGGAUUGUAAACUGUAUUUUAGUGGCAAAAAAUUGUUUUUUAAGUCCUUGUCAUCGACCUUAAACCUUUUUUUUUCGGCAGCACCCACAUUUCCCGGAAAAGAGGAUUGCACAAAUGUGUUUCUUAACAACUGUACAGAUAACAUUUUUGGACGACCACGGCCGUUCAAUCCCCAAUUCUUAACCAAUGAAUAUAGUGUUACUAAUGAGUUGUUAUCAUGCAUAAUUUCAAAGUAGCUGGCUGAGGUCAACUGUUGCUUCCGCGAAGCGCUCCAGUCUAGAAUCGCUUGACGACAACGUUGUUUACAUUGUGUCAAUGGCAACGGGACUACAAAACCCAGCGCACACAAUAACAAUCGCUUUGCUUGCUAAUGCAUCGCAAAAGUUCACCGAUAAUUUUCCCAAAAUUGCAGUCUCCACACUGCUAGCGGAAUUCAAGUGAUCAUCAGAACUACCGGUUUUAUGAAAGGCUUGUACAAAGAGUACGAAUUGAAGUCAGAAUGCAUCAAGGACAAGGAGAUGAAGAUGGCGUUCCUUCAGAAAGCAAUAGACGUCGUGGUACUCGUGACCGGAGAGCCCCUCGCCGUGAGACCGGCACAGAUUGUUGCUGGACACGAACCCGAAAAGACAAACGAGCUGCUGCAGGCGAUCGCCAAGUGCUGCCUCAACAAGAUUUCCAGUAAAGAAGCAGUGAAGAGAGUUCUCGCGGGAGAGAGGUUGGACGUGCGAGCCAAGGAGAGCGCGUUGAAAUCCCAAGACAAGGACGCCGUGGAUGGACGCGAACCUCAGCCGGACAGAGAGGAGAAAAAGAUGGUCGAACACAGCGAGUGCAGGGUGGAGAAGGAGCGAGAGCAGCCCAGAGAGCAGGAGAGGCCACGUCGAGACGCUCACGACAGAGAACGUUCUGCCAAGAACCACCGGCGGGAACAGGAGACCCCUAAAGAUGUUGAGCAAGACAAGUGUCGCAAACGCGAGCGGGACAGAGAUCACGACGACGCGCAGGCCAACGAGCGGGAGAGGGACAAAGAUCAGGAGAAGGAAAGCGGCAAGAGGGAAAAAGUGAAAAGCACGGAGAGUGAGAGACACAAGCCCAGUGUGUCGCAGAACCAAAGUCCGACCAGAACGAGUCAGCCGUCUUCCGCCAGAGGGCAAAGAUGGAAAAACACUCUUGGAGAUGAAUCAGACGGUGAAGGCAAUAUUCAGAAGGCGCAGAUUGCCCUGAACAAGGAAAGUGGAGACGCUGCCGUUUCCUCACUUUCCUCCGACGUGCCCUCCAGUAACCGCACAGUGCGACCCAGCAGCGCUCGUCCGGCUCCCCCUCGAGUCAAGAAACAGGAAAGCUUCUCCGACGGGGUUCCGGCUGAGAGGCUUUCUAGUGCCAAGUCUUCAGUCAUCAGAGAGGGGAAGAAGCUGUCUGCCGAUGACGACGAGGAAGACGAGCAGUUUCUUGUGGCAGAGGCCGCCCCUGAACCUGCAGAUCCUGCAGACACCGAAUCUACACAAGAGGUCAGCACAGAAGAAAAACAUGGUGGACUUGUGAAAAAGAUCCUCGAGACCAAAAAAGACUACGAGUCGUCACCAUGCUUCAAUAAAUCGAAUGAGAAGCUGGUGUCGGAGGAAGCCCGGAAGAAAGAGCAGGACUUGGUCACGCGGGAGAUAGAGCGGCUGCGUGCGUCCAUCCAGUCGGUGUGUCAGAGCGCUCUGCCUUUGGGGAAGAUCAUGGACUACGUGCAGGAGGACAUCGACGCCAUGCAAGCGGAGCUGCAAAGCUGGCGGAAGGAAAACAAGGAACAUGCGCAGGUUUUGCUGCAGGAGCAGAAUGUGUUUUUGUCUGUUGAUGCUUUUUACAGAGUGACCGACCAGGCAGUCGAACCUCUCAAGGCAGAACUGGGAGAGCUCGACCAGCAGAUGAAAGAUUACCAGGACAAAAUUUGUGCUGUGAGGUCCAACAUAUUAAUGAAUGAAGAGAACAUCCAGAAGAAGUUAGCUGCGAUUAUUUCUUCCAGAUUCUGAAAAGGGGAAAAGUCAACCUGUACUUGAAAUGAACAUUUUUUGUUGCUUCAGUCUUUUUAUUACGCUUGCCUUCAUUCCUUAAAUUGAAGCCUAUUCUAUCUGAUUUUGGACAAAAGAAGCUGGGUACACCCUGGACUAGUCACCGGGACACAUACGGUAUCGUGAAAAAGUAUUUAUUGGUAAAUUUUGGGAGGCCUAUUUUCCCCACUUUCGUUUUUAAAAUCAUCAGACAAAUCCAAAUAUCAAACAUACAAAACGUCACACCUAGAGGUUUGCUUUGCACACUGAGAACCGGAUCGCCACAGGGCCGCGUGCCAAGCCCCCUCCUGUAAUGUAUCUUCACCUUUGACUGCAGCCAAGUCCGUAAUAAUAACUUAAUCGUCAAAUUCGCCAACGACAACAGUGGUCGGGCUGAGUUAUCAAAGGGAGAUGAGCCAGCCUACAGAGGUGAGGUCCCGAAGCCGACAAGCUGGUGUUCGGACAAUCUGGCACUGAACACUGCUAAGACAAAGGAGCUCAUUAUGGACUUCAGGAGGAACAGAACCAACUCCACUCUUCAUUAUCAGCGAAUGUGUGGAGAGAGUCUGUACAUUCAGGUUCCUGGGAGUCCUGAUCUUUGAGUACCUCUCCUGGACAGACAACAUCUCACCGGCCAUCAAGAAAGUUCAACAGCGUCUCCACUUUCUGAGAGUCCUCGGGGAAAAAACCUGGACACGAAGUUGAAGCUGGCCUUGGAGAGCCUGCUGACAUACUGCCUCUCCAUCUGGUACAGGAGGACAAUUAUUGCAUGAUUUAUAAUGACAGGAAAUGCCAUUUUAUUGUAUUUUCAUUGCUCAAUGACUAUCCUCACUUGUUUUUUUUUAUGUCCUAAAUGUAUGUUUUGCCAUCAUUUGCUGUUAUACAGAGUGGCCCCAACAGCUGCAGACAAAUUCCUUUUGUGUCUUGCAACAUUAUUGGCCAAUAAA